Messenger RNA from Nomascus leucogenys (northern white-cheeked gibbon), 2504 nucleotides. RefSeq names its product zinc finger protein 713 (gene ZNF713). The record is from RefSeq and is a predicted model, not a curated record. NCBI's taxonomy places the organism in Eukaryota, Metazoa, Chordata, Mammalia, Primates, Hylobatidae. The coding region runs from base 453 to 1784 and encodes 443 amino acids. The transcript has 7 exons. Gene Ontology annotation, molecular function: DNA-binding transcription repressor activity, RNA polymerase II-specific. Gene Ontology annotation, biological process: negative regulation of transcription by RNA polymerase II.
CAGCGCCUUGCGCCGCCAUUGCGGGGAGACUGUCCUCAGAGCAGGCCUGGCGCGUCGGUGGCUGGACCGGCCCCAGGAGCCCAGUCACCGGGCGUCAUUGGCUCAGGCGUCGGGGCCCUCGGCACCUUCUCCCGCCCAGGCCCACCCUGGCGGCGGCGGCGCCGGCGGCGUCAGGGGGCGGAGCCUUUCGGAGCGCCCUUUGUCUGCGGAGGUCAACAUACCUGGUGUAAGGAGGCAAGAUUAAGAGUGACUCUCACUUACCACUGGUGUUUCUCUUUGAAAGUGGUGCUUGGCACCAGCAUGAACUCCCCGUCCUCAGCAAUCCCACCAGGUGUUUUGGGUCUUCAACCUAAAAUUCUAUCUUACAAGAUCCCUGCCAGGAUGCAGAUUUGAAUACCAUAGUGAAGUCUGUACUUGAAGAAGUGAUGCUUUCAGGGAGGAAAUAAAAAGUUAUGCCUUCUCAGAAUGCUGCUUUUUCUCAGGAGGGGAACAUGGAGGAGAAAGAAAUGAAUGAUGGCUCACAGAUAGUGAGAUCUCAGGAAUCACUGACAUUUCAGGAUGUGGCCGUGGACUUCACCAGGGAGGAGUGGGACCAGCUGUACCCUGCCCAAAAGAACCUCUAUCGAGACGUGAUGCUGGAGAACUACAGGAAUCUAGUUGCACUGGGGUAUCAGCUUUAUAAGCCAGAGGUAAUCGCGCAGUUGGAGCUAGAGGAAGAAUGGGUGAUAGAAAGAGACAGCCUGCUGGACACUCAUCCAGAUGGAGAAAACAGACCCGAAAUAAAAAAGUCAACCACAAGCCAGAAUAUUUCUGAUGAAAAUCAAACCCAUGAGAUGAUAAUGGAGAGACUCGCAGGAGACAGCUUCUGGUACUCCAUCUUAGGAGGACUCUGGGAUUUUGAUUACCAUCCAGAGUUUAACCAAGAAAACCACAAGAGAUAUUUAGGACAAAUAACUUUGACCCACAAAAAGAUCACACAAGAGAGAAGCCUUGAGUGUAAUAAAUUUGCAGAAAACUGUAAUCUGAACUCAAACCUUAUGCAGCAGAGAAUUCCUUCCAUUAAAAUACCCCUGAAUUCUGACACACAGGGAAACAGCAUCAAACAUAAUUCAGACUUGAUUUACUAUCAGGGAAAUUAUGUAAGAGAGACUCCCUAUGAAUACAGUGAGUGUGGAAAAAUCUUCAAUCAACAUAUUCUUCUUACUGAUCAUAUUCAUAAUGCAGAGAAACCCAGUGAGUGUGGGAAGGCCUUCAGCCACACCUCAUCUCUUACCCAGCCUCAGAUGGUGCUUACAGGAGAGAAGCCCUAUAAGUGUGAUGAAUGUGGAAAAAGAUUCAGCCAGAGGAUACAUCUCAUUCAACAUCAGAGAAUUCACACAGGAGAAAAGCCAUUUAUAUGCAAUGGAUGUGGGAAAGCCUUCCGUCAGCAUUCAUCCUUUAGUCAGCAUCUGAGGAUUCAUACUGGAGAAAAGCCCUAUAAAUGUAAUCAAUGUGGUAAAGCUUUUAGCCGCAUCACAUCCCUUACUGAACAUCAUAGACUUCAUACCGGAGAGAAACCUUAUGAAUGUGGUUUCUGUGGCAAAGCCUUCAGUCAGAGGACGCAUCUGAAUCAACAUGAAAGAACUCAUACAGGAGAGAAACCCUAUAAAUGUGACGAAUGCGGGAAAGCCUUUAGCCAGAGCGCACACCUUAAUCAACAUAGGAAAAUCCAUACUCGGGAGAAAUUACGUGAAUAUAAAUGUGAGCAAACCGUUCACCACAGUCCUUCACUUAGCAGCACAUAAGUCAUAGUGGGGGAAAUCAGAUAAAUAUAUAAAUGUAGGAUAUUUUUUGGUCAGACCUUUUUAUCCCAUUCAAUAUCAAAUUAUUCAUAGUGGAGAGAAAGCUUAUACAUAAACCUUUUUGAGACUGAGUCUCACUCUGUCACCCAGGCUGAAGUGCAGUGGUGCCAUCUCGGCUCACUGCAACCUCCGCCUCCUGGGUUCAAGCGAUUCUUCUGCCUCAGCCUCCUGAGUAGCUGGGACCACAGGUACGCACCACCAUGCCCAGCUAAUUUUUUGUAUUUUUAGUAGAGACGGGUUUUCACCAUGUUGGCCAGGCUGGUCUUGAACUCCUAACCUCAGGUGAUCUGCCCACCUCAGCCUCCGAAAGUGCUGGGAUUACAGGCUUGAGCCCCUGUGCCUGGCCAUAAACUUUCAAUACAUAGAAACCAAGUUAAUUUAGACCUUAAACUAGCAGCAUAUUACAUUCCCAGGAGGGGUUAUAAAAAGGAAAAAUAAUUUAUUUUACAAAUGAGAUUAUAUUUAGAGUCAUGUUCCAAAUCUGAUAUAAAACUUUUUAAAAAAUCAGAAAUCCUUAUCCAGGCAUGGUGGUGCACACCUACAAUCCCAGCUACUCUGGAGACGGAGGCAUGAGAAUGACUUGAACAUGGGAGGUGGAGGUUGCAGUGAGCUGAGAUCAUGCCACUGCACUCCAGCCUGGGCGACAGAGCAAGACUCUGUCUC